Molecule: messenger RNA, 3074 nt
Organism: Pistacia vera
Lineage: Eukaryota; Viridiplantae; Streptophyta; Magnoliopsida; Sapindales; Anacardiaceae
Product: receptor-like serine/threonine-protein kinase ALE2
Exons: 9
Coding region: 503-2842 (779 amino acids)
Biological process (GO): protein phosphorylation
Molecular function (GO): protein kinase activity; ATP binding
Source: RefSeq, a predicted model, not a curated record
UUCACCAAACUCUCACACCCUUCAAUCAAAAACCCCACCCAUUUUUCUUUCGCCCUCCAUUUCAUUUCAAGAUCUCUCUAUUCUAUUCUCUUCUCUCCUCUUCUCUCGCUCUCCGUAGAUCCUUCAUUUUACGCGCUCUCUUUACAGCAUCUGUUUCUGUAUCUGUAUUUGUUUCUAUUGCUAGAUCUUUACCGCGUUUUACGGAUCUGUAUUUUUUCAAUUUUGGGGCUACCUACAUUGUCUUUCUUUUCUCUCUCCUAGGGUUUUAUUUAUUUUCUGCUCUUUUGGAACUCGAAGCUGAGGUCAUGUGAUGGCUUCGUGGUAGCUAUUUAUAAUCAUGGAGUGUUUUAUUGUGGCGACGGAGUGUGAUGGAGAGGUUUUCCGGCGGCAAGUGGUUCGACGAAACCAAAGGAAGCUACGGUCAGUCUCCAGCGAGGUGGUUGAGCUGGACAGUGUUGUUUGUUGACAAUGUUCUGUUUGGAUUUCGGUUUAAAGCGAGAAGAUGCCUACUUUAACUCUCCUUAUUCUUCACCUCCUCAGUUUUCUUUCCUCAUGUUUAGGGCAUUCUUUAUUCCACAUAUACUUACCUCCUUCUGUACACUCAAAUCAGCCGUCAUCAACUAGAGUAGUCUUAGUAGAACAUGCAGCUAGGGGAAUUUCCAUGAGGUUGUUAUUUCCAAAAUCAAGGCGAAGCCGAACACGUGUUGUUAAGCCUUUGCUGGGACCUUAUCUGGCACCCGCACCUUCUCCUAUCCAUCAAGCCUUCGUUGCAGGUCCUAGGAUUCAUCCAAUUCCAAGGCAUCGUCAUGGUGGUCAUCAUCAUCAUGCGAAGCCUCGUGUGGUCACUCCAUCUACUUCUGAAGGACAAGGUUGUGAUCAAAUUUGUGUGGAGCCAUUUACUGCUGCUCCCUAUGGUUCACCUUGUGGUUGUGUGUUUCCCAUGAAAGUCAAGCUUCUUUUGGAUGUAGCUCCUUAUGCUGUUUUUCCUGUUAUGAAUGAGCUUGAGAUUGAAGUUGCAGCAGGAACUUAUUUGCAACAGAGUCAAGUGAAAAUUAUGGGUGCCAGUGCUGAUAGUCAAAAUCAGGGAAAGACAGUUGUAGAAAUGAACUUGGUUCCACUGGGAGAUAAGUUUGAUAACACCACUGCUAAUCUGACAUAUGAAAGAUUGGUGCAUAAGAAAGUUCCUUUGAAUACAACUCUCUUCGGUAAUUAUGAAGCCAUUUAUAUAAGUUAUCCAGGGCUUCCUUCUUCUCCCCCAUAUGGGAGUUACAUGGGGAGUGGUCCUAGUGGAAGUGUUGGAGGCCUCCCUAUCACUGCAAAUUUUGUCAAUAAAAGCCAGAGGAUGAAUCUGAGAACCAUUUGCAUCAUUGCUUUGUCUGCAUUUGUAGUAUUACUGGUGUUCAUUGGAGCAAUCGCCAUCCUUGUAAAAUGGAGGAAGGCUAGAAGGCCAUCAAAUGCUGUGGGUCCAGCAUUUACAUCAUCUAUAAACAAAAGAUCUGGCAUUGGGUCUAUUUUAUCUAGUAGUAUGGCGAGCUCGACCUCAGUGUCCCUGAUGUCCACUAUGGCUACUUGUAUUCUCUCUGUUAAAACAUUUUCGCUUUCUGAGCUUGACAAGGCUACUGAGAAAUUCAGUUCAAAGAGGAUUUUGGGGGAAGGAGGGUUUGGACGUGUUUAUCGUGGUACUAUGGAAGAUGGAAUGGAAGUUGCAGUUAAGUUGCUUACAAGGAAUAAUCAAAAUGGGGACCGUGAAUUUAUUGCCGAAGUAGAGAUGCUAAGCAGAUUACAUCACCGUAAUCUUGUGAAAUUGAUUGGUAUAUGCAUUGAAGGACGCACACGCUGCUUGGUUUAUGAACUUGUUCAUAAUGGCAGUGUUGAGUCCCACUUACAUGGUGUUGAUAACAAAAGAGGACCUCUUGACUGGGAAGCACGUAUGAAGAUUGCCCUUGGAGCAGCAAGAGGAUUGGCUUAUCUUCAUGAAGAUUCUAACCCUCGUGUGAUCCACAGAGAUUUUAAGGCUAGCAAUGUUUUACUAGAAGAUGACUUUACACCGAAGGUCUCAGAUUUUGGAUUGGCCAGAGAAGCAACUGAAGGCAGUCAUCAUAUUUCUACUCGCGUCAUGGGAACUUUUGGGUAUGUAGCCCCGGAAUAUGCAAUGACGGGUCAUUUACUCGUGAAGAGUGAUGUUUAUAGCUAUGGGGUUGUGCUACUUGAGCUUCUGUCUGGAAGAAAACCUGUGGAUAUGUCCCAACCUGAGGGACAAGAAAAUCUUGUAACUUGGGCACGACCUCUACUGACCAGUAGAGAAGGUUUGGAGCAGUUGGUGGAUCCUUCCUUGGCUGGAAGUUAUGACUUCGAUGACAUGGCAAAGGUGGCAGCCAUUGCUUCCAUGUGUGUUCACCCUGAGGUGACUCACCGACCAUUUAUGGGUGAAGUUGUGCAGGCUCUGAAAUUGAUAUAUAACGACACAGAUGAAACCUGUGGGGAUUGCUGUAGCCAAAAGGAGUCUUCUGUUCAAGAUUCUGACUUUAAAGGUGAGUUUGCACCAUCAGAUAGCAGUUGGUGGAAUGCCGGCGCACUCACUCCGCGAUUAAGAUAUGGACAGGCCUCUUCUUUCAUAACAAUGGAGUACAGUUCUGGUCCACUUGAAGAUGUGGAAAACAGAGCGUUUUCAGCUUCAAGUUUGGGCGGGGAUGGCGUGUCUUUACCAAUUAGGCAUGGGAAUAGAUCAGGCCCCUUGCGAACAGUCCGAAGUAAAGCAAGCUUUUAUAGGUUAAGAGGGAGUAUGAGUGAACACGGGGGACUCCUUUCUAGGCAUAUUUGGAACGAAGGAUCUUGGGCUUGAGGUUUCUUUACUGAGUGUUUUUUUUUUUUUUUAAUUGUACAGUUAAGGCCCUGGGUUUUUCAGUAGUAAGAGGUCAAUUGGCCUCUGAGAUUCUUGCGGUUUUCAUGUUUGGCCCUUGGCUUCUAAUUUUGAAGGUCUUGAUUCAUUAGUAUACGAAGUUGGAGGUGUAAGUUGCAUACUCCUUGUAUUAUAUUUCCGCUAAAAAAUUAUUCUUGGAUCCAUGCUGUAUCAA